Molecule: messenger RNA, 1953 nt
Organism: Wyeomyia smithii (pitcher-plant mosquito)
Lineage: Eukaryota; Metazoa; Arthropoda; Insecta; Diptera; Culicidae
Product: protein FAM114A2
Exons: 3
Coding region: 125-1873 (582 amino acids)
Source: RefSeq, a predicted model, not a curated record
ACAAUAAAAAGUGACGCAUUAAAAUGUUUUCAUUUUUCAUCAAUUCAAUUUCCUUCCAGCUUUUCGUAGUCGCGUAGAUACUUGUAUUUAUUUUUUGCAAAUUUAGAAGAUCUUAUCCAGUCCGAUGUGCGAUUCGGAUAAUGAAGCCUUCGAGAGUGCCGACGAGGAUUUCGAAGAGCAGAAACAGCAUGAUCAGGAUGCUAGCAGGAAGCCGAACAUUUCAACCCGAGCUAGUUCUGACGUGGAACAAAAAACUGUAGACUCCACGGGGAGCUCCAACGCAGAUGUUCCCCCAUCAGAACAGCAGCCCAAGGUGGGAGGAAUCAGAAAAAUCAUUCGCCCAGACCAAGCUAAAUACGAAGAGGCCAAGAUGGUGAUUGAUAGUGCGGACAAGGAGAAGAAAACUGCAACCGUCAAUGACGGAUGGGAUGAUUUCGAUGACGAAUGGGGUGAUUUUAAUGUAGACACCGAGUCGGCAGCUAAAAUGAAAAAGGAAAAGUCACCGGUUAAAACCAGUUUCAAGGAUGUUAACAUCGAAGAAGUAGAAACGAAACUACAAGAUUUCAUGCGGGGUCAAGACGAUCCACCAGUUCAGGAAAUUUCGGAUCGAUUAUCCGUUCAGGAUGAAGAGAAGACUUCAUCCGGUCAAUCGUGGGGAGCUUGGAAGCCGGCUUGGGGUGGUGCAGCAGUAUCUUUUCUUUCCUCGGCAUCGAAAAGUGUUGCUUCCAUCACGACCAACAUCACACAGGCAAUCGAAUCAGGAAUCGGUGUUCCAACAGCCGAAGAGCUAGCUAAGCGCCAGGCAGAAGAACAAGCCAAGCUGAAGGCUGACGGUUAUGUUCCGGACGAAGGUGAACAGUUGACAAGCUUGCCGGAAGCUCAGCCAGGUGCUGACCGUUUUGGAUUUGAUCAGAUCUUUUCUGGGGUGACUCAAAUAAGCAGCAAAGUUCUAACUGGCGGUUUGGAUACGCUGGAGGGUAUCGGAAAGAAGACAAUGACGAUUUUGCAGGAAAACGACCCUGGUUUGUUAAGCAAGCGUAAACUACUCGGAAUGGGCAAUGACGGUGUUGUUUUGAGUCAAGUAUUGCGAGAGGCCAAAGAAAAAACGGAGGAGCGAGAGAAAAAUUUGAAACAAGUGCAAAAGCAUUUGUACAAAAAGAAAUUACACUUUGAGACGUUAUUCGAUGAUUACCACGGGUUGGUGCACCUGGAAGCACUUGAAAUGCUUUCAAAGCAAGCAGCCUUAAAGCUGGAAUCACUACUUGCUCCACUCACCGGUUAUGCUCUGGAAGAACUUCAAGAAACAUUAAGCGAAGUGAAAGAGCUAUGCGAACUCCCUGACUCGGACAACGAUGAUGCUGACGGUAGCCACAGUGUUGAAGAGCUAGAGAAGAAACUUAAGGAAUCCGUAACCGAUUUAGAUGAAGUAAAAAUCGACUUCCAGGACAUACUUAACUGCUGGAAAAAUAACACCGAAUGGCUGUCCAAUGAACCCAGCACUGGUUCCCGAUCAUCCCAGGAAAUUUUCGAGAAGGCUAUGCAUGCACUGGCCCAAACGACCGCGCUCUGCGUUUUGCGAAUGCACAAAUUAGCAGAGAUACUUCUAAUCCUCGAACAUCACAGUACGGCAAACGAAGCCGAUGCUCUGGUUCAGUUGACCACGGUGUUCUGUUGGCAUCUGUGUGGCGUUGCCGCCCGCUUUUCAGCCGAAAUAAGCAAACGACAAGAUGAUGACCGCAAUCGACGAUCAACUGGCGAGGAAAGCGAUAAUGCACUGGUUACGAACAUUUUUUUGGAGGGCUCUAACAGCACAUCAUACGUACAGAACGCGUUUCAACUAUUUAUUCCAAUUUUACAAAUCGGAGCAGCGUAAAACCAUGUGGUAUAUACAAAAAAAAAGUUUUGUUGAAAUAAUCGUAACGAGGAAAAUGUAUUAAACCUUUAAAAAAAGUC